CUCAUCCAUUCUCCAGUGCUGUGCCCCUCCCACUGCAGGAGCUACUCCCAUGCAGGACUUGUCUGUCAGGCUGCAGCACCCCUGCACAUGGGGCUGACUGCCUGUGGGAGCGCAGAGCGCCCAGCCUGAUUGCCUCAGCCUGAGGAGCUGCCGUUCGGUGCUAACCUGACUCUCAUACGUACAAGAGCCCAGCCUGCUGAUCUGUAGCAAGAUAUGACAGAGGAGAGCCACUAAUGUCCACAUCUCCAGCUGCCAGGGUGUGGGGCAAAUUCGCCGGUGACUUUGGCCAGCCACAAAACAAGAAAGUCAGCUGUGUGGAAGACAAUGACUCAUACACUUGUGCUGUACUACUUGGUGUUUCUUUUGCCCACAGAGUCCUGUAGGACAUUGUACCAGGCUACCAGCAAAAGCAAGGAGAAGGUACAUGCCAGGCUACAUGGUGUAUGUGAAGGUGUCUGUACAGACAACUCCCAGUGCACUCAACCUUGCCCUCCAGAUACUCAGGGAAAUAUGGGAUUUUCAUGCAGGAAAAAGACAUGGCACAAGCUCACUGACACCUGCCGGACUCUUAACGCCCUCAACAUCUUUGAGGAGGAUUUAUAUUUGGUUCAGCCAUUUGCAGAUAAUGUAAAAAUCAAUGUAUAUCAUGGAAAGCCUGACACCAUAACAGAUAUAUUGCUACAAAAGUGUCCCACGGAUUUGUCUUGUGUAAUUAAAAACAUUCAGCAAUCUCCCCGGAUACCAGGAAACAUUGCCAUAAUUGUGCAGCUCUUACACAACAUAUCAACAGCAAUAUGGACAGGCGUUGAUGAGACAAAGAUGCAGAGUUACAGCACCAUAGCCAACCACAUUCUUAACAGCAAAAGCAUCUCCAACUGGACUUUCAUUCCUGACAGAAACAGCAGCUCUGUCCUGCUACACUCAGUCAACUCCUUUGCCAGAAGGCUGUACAUAGAUAAACAUCCCGUUGACAUAUCAGAUGCCUUCAUUCAUACUAUGGGCAUCACCAUAUCUGGAGAUAACACUGAAAAAAAUUUCACUUUUUCGAUGAGAGUUAAUGAUACCAGCAAUGAAGUCACUGGGAGAGUGCUGAUCAGUAGAGAUGAGCUUCGGAAGGUGACUUCACCUUCUCAGGUCAUCAGCAUUGCAUUUCCAACUAUUGGGGCUAUUUUGGAAGCCAGUCUUUUGGAAAAUGUUACUGUAAAUGGGCUUGUGCUAUCUGUCAUUUUGCCCAAGGAACUUAAAAGAAUCUCACUGAUUUUUGAUAAGAUCAGCAAGUCAGAGGAGAGGAGGACACAGUGUGUUGGCUGGCACUCUGUGGAGAGCAGAUGGGACCAGCAGGCCUGUAAAAUGAUUCAAGAAAACUCCCAGCAAGCUGUUUGCAAAUGUAGGCCAAGCAAGUUGUUUACCUCUUUCUCAAUUCUUAUGUCACCUCAUAUCUUAGAGAGUCCGAUCCUGACUUACAUCACAUAUGUAGGCCUGGGUAUUUCUAUUUGCAGCCUGAUCCUUUGCUUGUCCAUUGAGGUCCUAGUCUGGAGCCAAGUGACGAAGACGGAGAUCACCUAUUUACGCCAUGUGUGCAUUGUUAACAUUGCGGCCACUUUGCUGAUGGCUGAUGUGUGGUUCAUUGUAGCUUCCUUUCUUAGUGGUCCAGUGACGCACCACAAGGGAUGUGUGGCAGCAACAUUUUUUGUUCAUUUCUUUUACCUUUCUGUGUUUUUCUGGAUGCUUGCCAAGGCACUCCUUAUCCUCUACGGAAUCAUGAUUGUUUUCCAUACCUUGCCCAAAUCAGUCCUGGUGGCAUCUCUGUUUUCUCUGGGCUAUGGAUGCCCUUUGGUAAUUGCUGGUAUCACGGUUGCUGCCACUGAGCCUGGCAAAGGCUACCUACGACCUGAGGCCUGCUGGCUCAACUGGGACAUGACCAGAGCCCUCCUGGCCUUCGUGGUCCCAGCUUUGGCCAUCGUGGUAGUAAACCUGAUCACAGUCACACUGGUGAUUGUCAAGACCCAGCGAGCCGCCAUUGGCAAUUCCAUGUUCCAGGAAGUGAGAGCCAUUGUGAGAAUCAGCAAGAACAUUGCCAUCCUCACACCACUUCUGGGACUGACCUGGGGAUUUGGAGUAGCCACCGUCAUCAAUGACAGAACCCUGGCCUUCCACAUUAUUUUCUCCCUGCUCAAUGCAUUCCAGGGCUUCUUCAUCCUAGUGUUUGGAACCAUCCUGGAUCCAAAGAUAAGAGAAGCCUUAAAGGGUCGAGUAGCCUCUGCAAAAUGGAGCUCCAGAAUAUCAGAGAAUGUUUCUUCCGAAUUCUCUUGUCAUCCCACCAAAGGGCCAAGUUAACAAACCAGGCUGCAUCCCUAACCUGGGAGGUUGUAUAUUCCAGGAAUGGCAGAACCCAAAGGAGAAAUGUGCUCAUUCCUGUCCUCUUGCCUUGGGAGAAUAUGUAGGAAGCUCACACACUGUGGUGCUGAUGGAGGAGGGCGUGAUGUGCAGAAAGGAUGAAAGGCUUCUCUGUCUAAGCUGUUCUGGGCUACUAAACAUUUCUCGUCCAUCAACUGUACAUAUCUACAUAUAUGUCAUGCUGGACAGCUGCAGCGAGCAAAAAGACAAAGGAGGCCACAAUUGUGGUUUUUAUUGGGGCCUCCAUCUCUAUGCUGUUGGUUCACAUUUGUCUUCAGAAAGCAAGCUCUGGCUUAUCUUGGCAAAGGCGGCCUGGGAUUUCACCUGGCUGGAUUCUGUGUGUUGCUGAAGGAGGAACCCUCACGAAUACUCACAAAGAGUUGGGCUGACUCUAAGUAGCUCAUUGCUGAUUUUUUUUUUCUCAAAAGGAAUCCACUGCCAGUAUAUUCCACUUUUUCAAAUUUAAAUUGAUUGGAUGGUCAACCUGGUUUGGGCUUAGAUACAACUUCCUUGGCCAUGAACCAAGGGGAAAAGCAUAGAGCUUUUGAGACAGAGAGAUGCCUGUUUUCCGUUAAGGAGAUGGAAGCCUGGAAUUGUGAGUCAACGCUAAUCAAGGACUGAGCCAGACGUAGAAACCCAAGUCUGCUGAUGCCCAGCCAUGGACUUCCUCUUCAAGACCAUGUAGCCACUGAAAGGCCUUCUGCCUACACUGACAACGUAAGCUCAAUCAUCAUGAACAAUAUGCUUUUUUGAUACAUGGAUUUGGGGAGAAGAAAUAUCAUGUUUCCAAUUCAGAGCUCUCAUUUUCUUAAUUUGUAUGUAAACAAACUCAACAUUCAAACUAGGUGUUACCCAAUAGAACAGUACUGCAGGUAGAAGCUCUUUGAGG
Molecule: messenger RNA, 3286 nt
Organism: Sapajus apella (tufted capuchin)
Lineage: Eukaryota; Metazoa; Chordata; Mammalia; Primates; Cebidae
Gene: ADGRF2
Product: adhesion G protein-coupled receptor F2
Exons: 10
Coding region: 325-2337 (670 amino acids)
Biological process (GO): cell surface receptor signaling pathway; G protein-coupled receptor signaling pathway
Cellular component (GO): membrane
Molecular function (GO): G protein-coupled receptor activity
Source: RefSeq, a predicted model, not a curated record